AUGGAGACCUUGACGAAUGACACACUUGAAACAACUUCCAGGAAUAAUGAGGAAAAUCUUUUAAAAUAUGAAAACUCUUUGCUUCUAAAUUUGCAGCUGAGUCAAUCUAAAUUUGAUCCACAAAUAGAGAAUUCGGACGAUUAUAUGGAGGCUAUCUUAGUCAGAUAUGGAGGCAGAUAUAGAAGAGCAAAGAAUAACUUUAAAAUUAAUUUCCCUCCUAUGUUUUAUGUUGGAUACGAGUCCUUCUUUAGUAAAAGUGUGAAGAAGGAUGAUACCUUAAAGUUCUACACCAAGUUGGAUAAAGUUUUGAUCAGAUAUUUUACUUUUGAUGUGUUUCAAAGAUCAAGUAAUUUUUCAUUGAAAAUAUUCAUUCCUUCUUUAUGAAAAAUGCUCCCAAAUGUCAUUGAGAGGUGUUCUUUUAGUAGAAUAAAAUUUGUUGGAAAUCAAUUUGUAAAAAUCAUUUCAAAGUGUGAAAAAAUAGAAAGGUUAAAAUUUGCUAAUUGAGCUUUCUCUGUGCAUAUCAUUAAGCAGAAGAUCCCAAAUUCUACCAAUCCUGAACAAAUCGGGUUUGCAAAUUGCUGUGAUCUAUCAAGAAAAGCUUGGACAAAAGAUUCAGCAGAAUUGCAUUCAAUUUUGGAAAUUAUAGGGAAAUCAAAGCUUUCUGGAAAUAUUAAACUAAUAAGCCUAACAUAUGGUUUUAAAGAAAAAGAAAUGGGUGAAAUUUUCGAAAGUUUUGGAAUUCAUUCAAAAGUAUUUAGAAAAAGGCCUCUGGAUCAAUAA
Molecule: messenger RNA, 780 nt
Organism: Moneuplotes crassus
Lineage: Eukaryota; Ciliophora; Spirotrichea; Euplotida; Euplotidae
Source: the annotation of a GenBank genome assembly